This is a messenger RNA of Sitophilus oryzae (rice weevil), 1658 nucleotides long. RefSeq names its product cytochrome c oxidase assembly protein COX15 homolog. The coding region runs from base 255 to 1532 and encodes 425 amino acids. Gene Ontology annotation, cellular component: mitochondrial inner membrane. The record is from RefSeq and is a predicted model, not a curated record. Gene Ontology annotation, biological process: heme A biosynthetic process. Lineage: Eukaryota; Metazoa; Arthropoda; Insecta; Coleoptera; Curculionidae. The transcript has 8 exons. Gene Ontology annotation, molecular function: oxidoreductase activity, acting on NAD(P)H, heme protein as acceptor.
AGGUAUUAUUUUAAUCGGCAAAAACCGCAAAAUAUCCAUAUUAUUGGAAAUUGUACAUGUAGUGAUUGAGAACGAUAAUUUAUAUUAUUUUAUAAUACAUUAGAAACGUAAAUACAUGAAAAAAGGAUGUUGUGCCAAUAUCACCUAGAAUCAAAUUAAAUAUCUUUGACCUAGAAUAUAAUCAUAUUGGUUGUGAUAAUACAGGGGGAUGUUCAAAAGUAGUAAAAAUAUUUUGCAGAAAUAGAUGAAAAAGAAUGUUGUCGGUUUCAAGACUUUGCACAUUAACUCCAAGAAUUUCAUCCCAAUUUUUAAACACAUCUUCAAAAAGCCUUUAUAAAAUUUCACCUAUAAGACGUCUGACUAAUAUAUCUUGUAGAAAACCACAAACUUUUUGGCAGAAUAACCUGAAGCUUUUAUCAAGAAGUAAUGGCACAGUACUUUUAAGACUCACAUCAAAUUCACCGCAGAAAAGUUCAAAAACUGUUGGAUAUUGGCUGUUAACAUGUAGCGGAAUGGUUUUUGUAGCUGUUAUUCUAGGGGGAGUAACACGUUUAACUGAAUCCGGGCUUUCAAUGGUAACAUGGAAAUUAUUAGGUGAAAAAAUGCCCAGGACGCAACAAGAAUGGGAGGAGGAGUUUGCCAAGUAUCAGCAAUAUCCCGAAUUUAAAUUAAAGAACCGAGAGAUGACGCUUUCUGAAUUCAAAUUCAUUUGGCAUAUGGAGUACGGACAUAGGCAAUGGGGUAGAUUGAUAGGGGUCGUAUUUUUGAUACCCGCUGUAUACUUCUGGGCUAGAGGCAGAUUUACGCCAGCCUUAAAGAAGAGAGUGUUGGCUUUUGGAGCCUUAAUCGGUUUGCAGGGUUUGAUGGGAUGGUAUAUGGUUAAGUCUGGUCUCGAAGAACGAUUUCACGGUGAAAAUGACGUACCGCGCGUUUCUCAGUACCGUCUAGCUAGUCAUUUGAGUCUCGCCUUUGUUCUGUAUACGCUGUUGUUAUGGUCCGCAUUUAACGAGUUGCUACCGGCCGAAACUCUCAAAGUUAGUACCGACGCAGUACUGAAAGCUACGCGAAAAUUUAGGAUGUUCGCGCAUACAACGAAAGGAAUGGUGUUCCUUACAGCAGUUUCAGGUGCUUUUGUGGCAGGAUUAGAUGCAGGUUUGGUAUACAAUUCUUUUCCCAAAAUGGCGGAUAAGUGGAUUCCCGACGAUAUCCUGGCAUACACACCCAAACUGGUUAAUUUUACGGAAAAUCCAACAACGGUCCAAUUCAAUCAUAGGAUUUUAGGAACUACAACUUUAGGUUUAAUUACAGCACUGUGGUAUUUAAGCAGAAAACGUAUUUUACCUAGGAGAGCGUACAUUGCAGCAAACGCCUUACUUCUUGCAGGAUAUUUACAGGUUGUUUUGGGUAUAACAACUUUACUCACCUAUGUACCCACUCCAGUAGCAGCCAGUCACCAAAGUGGCUCAUUAUUGGUCCUAUCUACAGCCAUAUGGCUAACCCAUGAACUAAAGCGAUUACCAAAAGCUAUCUAAAGAACCUUUAUUUUUUUAUUUUUGUAAAUCAACCCGAUGUUAUUAUUUUGUUGAAUUCGUGUUGUUAUUACUUGUUAGUAUUAUUUUAUAAGUCUGGUUAAGUUAAAUAAACAUUACAUUUAUAAA